Messenger RNA from Populus trichocarpa (black cottonwood), 1671 nucleotides. RefSeq names its product protein MAEA homolog. Gene Ontology annotation, cellular component: cytoplasm; nucleus; GID complex. The coding region runs from base 94 to 1332 and encodes 412 amino acids. Gene Ontology annotation, biological process: proteasome-mediated ubiquitin-dependent protein catabolic process. Lineage: Eukaryota; Viridiplantae; Streptophyta; Magnoliopsida; Malpighiales; Salicaceae. The record is from RefSeq and is a predicted model, not a curated record. The transcript has 7 exons. Gene Ontology annotation, molecular function: ubiquitin protein ligase activity; protein binding.
UUUCCAAAACCAAUAAUUGCACUUUGCUUGCUUUGGUCACUCUUUCUUUUCCAUCUUCAACAAUUCCCAGCGAAUCUUGAUUUUACUUCCACGAUGGAAAUGGACUCCCUCCCUAACGGCAACUCCACAAUCCCAACCACAAUAAUCCCAACCACCACUCCGUCAACGGCUCUGUCCUCAAAACUGACGCAACUGACUGAAUCUUUGAAACUAGAACACCAGUUCUUGCGGGUUCCUUUCGAACACUACAAGAAAACGAUCCGUACCAACCACCGCGCCGUAGAAAAGGAAGUCUCUUCCGUUAUCUCCGUCGUUAAUGACGCCGCUGACUCUGACAUCUCCAACGACGAUGCCGUUCAGCAUCUCACUUCUCUCGUUUCCAGAUUGCAAGGUCUUAAAAGAAAGUUGGAAGAGGGAAGCCGGACAGAGAACUUACAAGCGCAGAGGUGUCGUGCACGGAUCGAUCAUUUAGAAUCAGCUGAUGCGGAGAAUCUAUCAGAGUGGAAUAACAUGCGGAUGAAGCGGAUUCUUGUGGAUUAUAUGCUACGAAUGUCGUAUUACGAUACUGGAUUGAAGCUAGCUGAAAGCAGCGAUAUGCUGGAUCUUGUUGACAUUGAUGUAUUUUUGGAGUCGAAAAGGGUUAUUGAUGCUCUUCAAAAAAGGGAGGUUGCUCCUGCUUUAGCAUGGUGUGCUGAUAACAAAACAAGGUUGAAGAAGUCAAAGAGCAAAUUUGAGUUCCAGUUGAGACUUCAAGAAUAUGUAGAGUUAGUACGAGCAGAAGACCACCUGCGUGCCAUUACAUAUGCUCGGAAGUAUCUCGCACCAUGGGCAGCAACGCAUAUGAAAGAAAUGCAGCGGGUCUUUGCAAUAGUGGCUUUUAAGAGCAAUCCUGAAUGUGCUGUAUAUAAGGUUUUUUUCGAACCAAAGCAAUGGGACUACUUGGUAGAACAAUUUAAACAGGAAUUCUGCAGGUUAUAUGGCAUGACUCUAGAGCCGUUGCUGAAUAUAUUUCUACAGGCAGGGUUAUCCGCCCUGAAAACUCCCUACUGUUAUGAAGAUGAUUGCACCAAGGAAGAUCCACUGUCACAGGAGAGCUUCAGGAAGUUGGCAUUGCCAUUACCGUACUCAAAGCAGCACCACUCAAAGCUUGUUUGCUACAUAACUAAAGAACUAAUGGACACAGAGAACCCACCCCAAGUCUUGCCUAACGGCUAUGUUUACAGCACUAAGGCACUUGAAGAAAUGGCCAAGAGAAAUGAUGGUAAAAUAACCUGUCCAAGGACAGGUUUAGUCUGCAACUAUUCGGAGGUGGUGAAGGCAUUUAUAUCAUAAAUUUGCAUCUUGAAGCAAACUGCGUAAUUCAAGGGAAAAUAUCCUCUGCGUUGGGCUCUGAAAUGAUGAGGAGUUCUAGCAUCUUCUUUGAAUACUAGAAACAGGAUGCGAUGUUCAUUAAACGCUCAAAUAACUCGGGGCAGUUUCUCACGCGCCUUGAUCUGAUGAUACCUUUGUUGGAGACUUCCCACUUGUAUAUAUGCUGAAAGAAUCUUCCUUUUUCUUUUUUGUUAAAUCUGGCGUUGACCGCUUGUUUCUUAGCAGUUCACGAUUGACUAAAGUUGAUUUGCAAUUGCGAAUUUGAUCAUAUCCAGUCAUCUACGCUUUGCGUUUUCUCCA